Messenger RNA from Mesoplodon densirostris (Blainville's beaked whale), 1857 nucleotides. RefSeq names its product APC membrane recruitment protein 2 (gene AMER2). The record is from RefSeq and is a predicted model, not a curated record. NCBI's taxonomy places the organism in Eukaryota, Metazoa, Chordata, Mammalia, Artiodactyla, Ziphiidae. Gene Ontology annotation, biological process: regulation of canonical Wnt signaling pathway. The coding region runs from base 37 to 1857 and encodes 606 amino acids. Gene Ontology annotation, cellular component: plasma membrane. The transcript has a single exon. Gene Ontology annotation, molecular function: beta-catenin binding; phosphatidylinositol-4,5-bisphosphate binding.
AAGGCGCGGGCCGCGGCCGGGACCCUCGCGGCAGACAUGGACUUGCAUUGUGAUCGCGCCGCCGAGCCGCCGGCCGCCGAGCCGCCGUCGGGCAAGAUUAACAGAGCCGCCUUCAAACUGUUCAAGAAGAGGAAGCCGGGCGGCGCGAUGCCUAGCAUCUUCGGGGUCAAAAACAAAGGGGACGGGAAGGGCGCGGGGCCCGCGGGGCUGGUGCGGAGCCGGACGCACGACGGGCUGGCCGAGGCUCUGGCUCUGGAGGGCGGCCGCCGCGAGGAGCCGCGCGCGGGCGGCGGGGACGGGGCGCGGCCGGGCCCCGCGGCCCCCCGGGCGGGCCCGGGCGGCGCGGGCCCGGCGGCCGGCGGCUCGGUGGCCAAGUCGCACAGCUUCUUCUCGCUUCUGCGGAAGAACGGGCGGCCCGAGAGCGGCGGGGCGGAGCAGGCCGACGCGGGCAAGGCCGGCGGCAGACAAAAGCGGGGGCUGCGGGGGCUCCUGGGCGGCGUGCGCUGGCGCAGGAAGGACCGGCGGCCCAAGGAUGCGGCACCGGCCGGGCGCGCGGGGGCCCCGGGCAGCCUGGCGCGGCCGGGGUCGCUCACCGCCAGCCUGGAGUGCGUCAAGGAGGAGGCGCCCGCGGCCGCGCGCGAGCCGGAGCCAGCAGGUGAGCCCGCGGCGGGGGAGCCGGAGCCGGAGCCGGCCUGCGCCCCGGGAGAGGGCGCCGCGGGACCCGGGCGCGCCGAGCGGCCCCGCGCGCCCCCAGAGCCCGACCCCGAGCCGCGCGCCGGGGAGGGCCGGCCGGCCGAGGACGCCGCGGGGCCCGAGGCCGCGCCGGCCGAGACUGCGCCCCGGCCCGACUCCGAAGGCGGCCGCGCGCCCGCCGCCCCCGACCCUUCUUCGGUCGAUCCGCCCUCCGACCCAUCGGCCGAUCGUAUUUGUCUGAUGUUCUCUGACGUGACUUCACUGAAAAGCUUUGACUCUCUUACAGGCUGCGGAGAUAUUAUCGCAGACCCCGAGGACGAGGCAGGGCCCAGCUGUGCCAGGCAUGCCCCCGCGCCGGGCCAGCCGGGCCCCGCCCAAAAGCCCCCCGGCGUGGUGGCCUACCAGGGAGGCGGGGAGGAGAUGGCGAGCCCGGCCGAGGCGGACGACUCGUACCUGCAGGAGUUCUGGGACAUGCUCUCCCAGACCGAGGACCAGGGCCCGGGGCCCCAGCAGGGGGCGGCCCCGGCGGCGGCGGCGGCGCCCGAAGCGCAGGUAGCCCCCGAGACCCCCAAGGACGCCAGGCGGGCCGAGGGGGCCAAGGACGCGUCCUCGGUCAAGCGCCGGAGGCUGCACCGGCUCCCCACGGAGCUCCAGCCGAAGGAGGAGCCCAAGCACCCGGACGAGGAGCCGCAGGAAGGCGUCCCCAACAGCGACGAGGGCUACUGGGACUCCCCCACCCCCGGGCCGCGGGAGGACGGCUCGGGCGGCGGCGUGAGGAAGGCGGGCCUCCCCCGGGACAGCGACAGCGGUGACGCGCUCUACGACCUCUACGCCGAGCCCGAUGGAAGCCCCGCGGCCCUGCCCGCCGCCGCCGAGGACACGUCCUGCCCGUCCCGGUUAAAGCCCGUGUCUCCGGUCACCGUCACCUGUGCCCUGCGAACGCCGGGGAGCUUGCCGAAGGACUCCAAGAUCCCGAUCAGCAUCAAGCACCUCGCGAACAUUCCACCCAGCCACGCGGUGGUGCACCAGCAACCAGCCAGGAGCGAGCUGCCCAGAACCAAAAUCCCGGUGUCCAAGGUGCUGGUCCGCCGGGUCAGCAGUCGGGGCUUGGCCGGGACCACCCUCCGGGCCGCGGCGUGCCACGACAGUGCCAAAAAGUUGUGA